This is a messenger RNA of Pecten maximus, 1790 nucleotides long. RefSeq names its product alkaline phosphatase-like. Gene Ontology annotation, biological process: dephosphorylation. NCBI's taxonomy places the organism in Eukaryota, Metazoa, Mollusca, Bivalvia, Pectinida, Pectinidae. The record is from RefSeq and is a predicted model, not a curated record. The coding region runs from base 1 to 1644 and encodes 547 amino acids. The transcript has 10 exons. Gene Ontology annotation, molecular function: alkaline phosphatase activity.
AUGGGACAAUACGACUCAUCACUACGUGUUUGUUUGUUGUUUGACGUGCCCAGAACGGCGAGUCUCACAUGUGGUACCCAGAGAAGUGGAGAGGACCCCACAAAAGUGAGAGUUGUACGAGGCGGUGCCCGAAUUUCAGACUCCGCACACUGGAAACAACUUGCAGAACAGGAGCUAAAAAUAGCGCUUAACCGGAAGACGAACACCAAUAAGGCACAAAACGUCAUCCUGUUUGUAGGAGACGGGAUGGGCGGGACCACUGUGACUGGGACUAGGAUUCUCCGGGGCCAAACACAAGGUGCCACGGGGGAGGAGACAGUGCUUGAGUUUGAGAAAUUCCCGAAUGUUGGGUUUUCAAAGACAUACUCCCAGGAUAGGCAAACGACCGACUCUGCUGCGACAGCGACCGCCCUGUUGUGUGGAGAGAAGUCAAACUAUCGUUUGAUUGGCUUAAGCGACCUAGCUAGAGAUGGCCAGUGCGCAAGCCAACACGGAAACGAACUUCAGUGUGCUUUUGAAUGGUUUCGAGCAGACGGUCGAUCCGUAGGCAUGGUUUCCACCGCCAGAAUCACACACGCCACACCCGCAGCAGCUUACGCCAAGUCCGUGUCUCGUAACUGGGAGGUAGACGGUGAUAUGGUGGGCGUGACGGGAUGGUGUAAAGACAUCGCCUCUCAGCUGAUCUACAACAAUAGCUAUGUCAAGGUAAUGUUAGGAGGAGGACGACAGUUUUUUCUAGGAAGAAAUGAUUCCGACCCGGAGCUGAACGACAAGAACUUUGCUAAACAACGGCUAGACGGCGUCAACCUUAUCAAGGUUUGGCAGGAAGAAAAAAAGAGGAACAAUUUAAAAGCCGAGUACGUCUGGAAUAAGGGCGAUUUCGACGCCAUAGACCCCUCAAGCACGGAUUAUUUACUUGGUCUUUUUGAGGCGUCCCACAUGCAAUAUGAUUUAGACAGAGAUAAAAGCCAAAUCGGUGAACCAUCUCUGGCAGCAAUGACACAGAAAGCCAUCCGGGUACUCCAGAAGGAUAAAAAUGGUUUCUUUCUCUUAGUGGAAGGAGGUCGCAUAGACCAUGCUCACCACGAAAACAACGCCAAGCGUGCUCUGUAUGAUGGCCUGGCGUUUGAGGACGCUGUUAAAAUAGCAACUGAAAUGACUGACGAAAAAGACACACUCAUAAUCGUAACAGCUGACCACGCCCACGUCUUCAACAUUGCCGGGUACCCAGCUCGAGGAAACAACAUUUUUGGAGUAGUCGACAAUGACGAAGAUCUGAACGGUCCGUAUUUCACUACCCUUUCGUAUGGAAAUGGUCCAGGAUACGGCACAGGGAAUAGGACCGAUGUGAAGGCUACGGACACUACUGAUAAAGAUUACUUACAAGCGGCUGCUGCUCCACGUUUCGAAGACUCACACGGAGGACAGGACGUGGGGAUAUAUGCACGUGGGCCAAUGGCGCACCUUAUACACGGUGUUCACGAGCAGCAUUAUAUAGCGCACGUGAUGACGUAUGCCGCUUGUGUUGCUGACAAUAAACAACGCUGUGAUGCCAUUGAGGCUAAUGGAGUGAGCAGAAGCAAGAUGGCCGAGGUCGUUGUUUUGUUGACCUGUGUAGCAAGUCACCUGCUGUAUUUCUAUUAAAUGUCAAUUUCAAUAUAUCCUUAGAUAAUUUCUUCAACAUUUACCUUAGAUUCACAAAGAUCAUGAAUAAAAUUUUCGAUGAUAAGAUAAGACAGGUUUGAAACAAAAUAUCAAAAACCAAAUUAAAAUAAAGAAUAUACUCAGUA